Racocetra fulgida is the source of this 594-nucleotide messenger RNA. The record is from the annotation of a GenBank genome assembly. NCBI's taxonomy places the organism in Eukaryota, Fungi, Glomeromycota, Glomeromycetes, Diversisporales, Gigasporaceae.
AUGAAUUGGUCUACUAAAACCGAUGUGCAAACUUCUAUUGAAAUAAUUAACGACAAAAUAAAAUUAACUAAAGGAACUAAUAAGAAUAAAAUUAAUGUGGUUGCUUACCAAAAAUAUUUCAACUUUUUGGAAAAAUUGGGUUUGCGAGAAGAAUUACAGGUUGUUACUACUUAUGAUGAACUAACACUUGGUGCCACUCUUUUUCACCCCCUUUUAAUAAAUAAAAAUAACAAUAAAAUAAUUGUCUUUUGUCAUGGCUUAACCAAUAAUCGUUGGUCGCUCUUUUAUACGAUGCACUUGGCUCUCCAACGAGGUUAUCAAGUGGUCUCUUAUGACGCCCGUAAUCACGGACUUUCGGGUAAAUCUGCUACCACUUUGGGUCAAAUCGAGGCCUGUGAUUUACAAGAUAUUAUUACUUGGGUAAAAGAAAAAUAUCGACCGGAAAAAAUUGGUCUCUAUGCCUCUUUUAGACUUCAUUAUCAGUUGAGUAAAAAUAAAUUAAAUAGAAACAAAAUUAAUCUCUAUUUGUGCCGAUAUGCGGACCAUGGCGAAUUUCCUUUUUUGGGUGAUUAUAUUCCUGAUAAUUUGCGGUGA